Messenger RNA from Chiloscyllium plagiosum (whitespotted bambooshark), 3446 nucleotides. The record is from RefSeq and is a predicted model, not a curated record. NCBI's taxonomy places the organism in Eukaryota, Metazoa, Chordata, Chondrichthyes, Orectolobiformes, Hemiscylliidae.
AAAAACAUGGAGGGACCAGGCGAGAUCAGGAAAAGAAAACGAAAUCACUGAAUAAACAAGCAGCCAGUGGCGUGGCUGUGAUUUCUGAAUUUAGCUGGCCUUUCCAACUUCCUCGCCCGCUACCGCGAUGGCCCAUGCCGAAGUGGAAUGCGCGGUUUCGAUUUGGGAUAUUUAAAGAAGUGACGAAAGCCUACAGCUCCACCCGUCGGAUGUCUGAGGCGAACCGAGUAAGGUACCAUAAAGAGAGAGGAACUGAAAGUGAGGACGCGAUAUCGAACAAACGUGAAGCCCGCAAAGAGUUUUUGGUGCAAACAUUAGACAGUAAACCGGGGAAGAGAGGAAUAAAAUCCAAGAGCCUCACGCGCCACCCUGAAUUAAACCACCAAGCACACGCCCACCUGCUGGAAGUCUCGUUGACGCUGAGAAUGCGCGAGACCCGAGCGACUCGAGUUUGAAUCCCGCUCGCGGGCGGGGAUGAGUGACCAGAUUCGCGAGCCCGGCUGGCCGUCCGUGCACGCGCAAGCGUAGGCAAGAAACUCAGUUUCAUUACUGUCGGAGGAGGUUUGCUCUUCUUUCUACCAUCUCUUUCCGAUCUCCGUCUUAAUCCUUUUUCCCCUUCCCACCCCUCCCCACCUUCCCUCCCUCCACCGGUACUGAAUUUGUCUAGGUUACCCUCACUCCCUCCUUCUUUUCCCCCACCCUCUUGUUCCCCUCCCGGACAUGGCUAGCGAGAGUAGUCCGACGCCUGAAUCUCCGCCACCGCCGCCGACCGUUGAACAAGAUCAGAGCUGUGGCCUAUGCGGCAAAAUGGAGAAAUUGCUGCUCUGCGGGGGUUGCAAAAGAUCGUUCUACUGCAGUAAAGAGCACCAGAAGAUGGACUGGAAGAAACACAAGCAAGUCUGUAAAGAGGCGGCGAGACGACAGGGCGACGACACACGAAACGCUUCGGCGAUCAGCAACCACCGUCCGGCGCGGCCACUGCCGAAGCCAGCUUCGGUCAAUGGACAGCCGGCGGAGAAGAAUGAAGAGGCGACAACUGCAUCCCAUCUGGUACCCGGGGCCGGCAUCGGCUGCCGGAGUCACCGGGGCCAGCACGGAUUGAGCGGCGGCAGCUCCCAGAAACUGGUUCAGGAGUACAUCGUGCCGUGUAUGAGCAAGCACGGAAUCUGCGUGGUGGACAACUUCCUGGGAGAGGAGAUGGGUGACAGUGUGCUGAGGGAGGUAAAGGAACUGCAUCGGAGCGGCCAGUUCACCGAUGGCCAGGUGGUCAACCAGAAAGGGGACUCCUCGAAGGACAUCCGGGGCGACCAGAUCACCUGGAUGGACGGGAAGGAGCCUGGCUGCAUGCAGAUCGGGCUCUUAAUGAACAGCAUGGACGAUCUGAUCAGGCACUGCAACGGGAAACUCGGCAAUUAUAAUAUUAACGGCAGGACGAAAGCAAUGGUGGCAUGUUACCCAGGCAACGGAACAGGAUAUGUUCGCCAUGUUGAUAACCCUAAUGGAGAUGGACGAUGUGUCACAUGUAUAUAUUAUCUGAAUAAAAACUGGGAUGCACAGAUUUCGCCAGCUUUGAAUCGGUUCAAAAAUGCAGACGGUAGCUUACCCUUGUCACUCCGACGCAAGAGAUCUUGGAAAGAGUGCCACACAGUUUCCAUUUACAUUGAGAACUUAAAUUUGGUAAAUGGAGGUCUUCUUCGAAUUUUUCCAGAAGGAAAAUUACAGUUUGCUGAUAUUGAACCAAAGUUUGACAGGCUGCUAUUUUUCUGGUCCGAUCGACGCAAUCCUCAUGAAGUUCAACCUGCUUAUGCCACAAGGUACGCUAUAACAGUCUGGUACUUUGAUGCAGAUGAGCGAACACGAGCUAAAGACAAAUAUUCAACAGGUGAAAAGGGAGUUAAAGUUGAGUUAAAUAAACCUUCAGAACACAGUUCAAAAGAAGCUUGACAUUUCUUUCUUCCUUGUCCAUAUCUGUCGAGAUAUAAGGCUUACCUUAAGAAGGUUACCAGAUGAGUGGAUGAAGAAUUACAAUAACUGCUGCUUGUGAUUCAAAGAUGGGAAUUCAGCAACAAAGAAAUCUCUUACAAGACUGGACCUUGAAUUCAGAGGCUUUGCGCUGCAUUAUCUGUCUCUUGGAAGUACUCAUUUCAAGUGAAGAAUGCCAUGGUUGAAGCAGUAAUGAAAGUGGAGUGAAGUUGUGGCACAGACGUGCCUGAAAUAAUUGAAAUGCUCUUAAUUUGUCAAUUAUAAUUUAUCUGAUUGUCACAGGCUGCAGUUCCUCUAUUUUUGUUGAUUGGAAUUUUGGGAUAAUUCGCAUAAAAUGUAUGGUGAGGUUAGAACAAGAAAACUGCAGUAUCGAUAUCCAUGAGGAAAGUGUUGAUUUACCUGAUUUCACCAAUAUAGUAAUUUAAUUAACUAACUGGAGAGAAAAUAUAAGCAUUUUAGAUUUAAAUCCAGAGUAUCUUUUAGUGGCAGCCACUUGCCACUUGCCACAAGCUGUGAAAAAAGACAUUCCUCCAGUUGAGAACAAUGGAAACAUUCACACUCCAUUUGACUCUUCUGUUUUUCUCUUUUUUGCUUUUUCUUGACCAUUUUCCAUUCUAUUUCCAUUUUAUUAAAAUUCAUUUUCAAUCUGCAACUUUUUGUUUAAAAUCCAUCAGUGUGCCUCCAACAUCUGCAGCGAAUUGGCUGCAACUACAGCUAUCUGCCACUGGAAAUGCUUAUUACCAGACCAAUGUUGUUGUUUAUGGUGAGACACUAAGUAUUAGAGCGAGAAACUGAAUAGGAUUUUAUUCCUGAACUUAAAGUUACAAUUUGAAGCAUCUGAAGGAUUAAUUAUUUGUGAUAUAUUGUUCUAAAAUAGUUGCAAAACAUUUUUGAACAUGCUAACCAAUAUCUAGAAUUUUACUUAAUUUUAACCCAAGAUGUCAAACACUUGAAUUGGUUUGAAUUAUGGUCCAUCUUCAUAUAUAUUUUCUUAAACUACGCUUUUGAAGCAGUUUCAUUACAUCACUGACCAUUACAUCCUCAUUUUUUUCAAUCAAUCUAAAUUUUAAUAUUUGAAUGAAAAAUAAAUCAAUGAACCAGUUUUAUAAACCAAUGAAUUUUCACUUCUGGAUAUUCCUUCCUGAUGGUGUUCAGUUUGGGUACUUUUCUCUUUGAAGCUGCAUUCACAUAAUGCUGUGUCACAUGUAUUCAGUGCUUGGAGAUAAAUCAAUACCAUGGUGCUUUAAUGGCUUUUCCAAACGGUAAGCACCUGUCUGUUUUCUUUUUCUGACAGUAUAUUUUAAAAUGCCCUUUGAUAGCUGCAUAGCAAAGAGUUAUACAGCAUGCACAUAAGAUAGAGUUGGUAUUUACUAUGUUUGAUAUUAUAAAAUAAAUUGUUAAUUAUGAAAUGAACUGCUAGCUUGUAAAACUUGCAAAAAAAUUAAAUCCUUUGUUUACUGAAA